Eremomyces bilateralis CBS 781.70 is the source of this 1400-nucleotide messenger RNA. RefSeq lists its product as uncharacterized. The record is from RefSeq and is a predicted model, not a curated record. The coding region runs from base 93 to 1130 and encodes 345 amino acids. The transcript has a single exon. Gene Ontology annotation, cellular component: mitochondrion. NCBI's taxonomy places the organism in Eukaryota, Fungi, Ascomycota, Dothideomycetes, Eremomycetales, Eremomycetaceae. Gene Ontology annotation, biological process: mitochondrial gene expression; mRNA stabilization; mitochondrial proton-transporting ATP synthase complex assembly.
CACUAGGAUCUUCAACUUUUCCAUUCCAAUACGAUACCGUGUGAGACUCUAGCAGACUCUGGCUUAAAUUUUAGCCUGAUUGGAUAUCGAAAAUGGCAGCACCUCGAGCCCUCAUAUCCUCGUUGCGAUGUACAGGCUGCCGAUCGCCCAUCGUCCGGCCUUUUCUUCCAUCUUAUACUGAGCGCGUUCCGCCUCCCCGACGCGAAUUGAGUCGCCUAUUCACUACCUCGAUCCGGAAAAACGUAGAAAUACCAGCGGAAGGCUCUCAUAAUAGCCGCAAUGACACCCCCGAGCCUUCUCCCGACUCGUCUCUCCCGUGGUACCUACAACCCGCCCACCGACAACCUACGCUCCUCACAUCCCCUAUCGCCUCUGCGCCACUCCCCGACCUUCCUUCGAACCCUCCACCACUUCUCGCGCCGCUCCUUUCUCAUAUCAACGAGGGCCUCGGCCUUACGGAUAUCUCAUUGCUCGACCUGCGCCAACACACCUCCAGCAUCUCUCAACUUACCGCCAUCCCCGAGUCGCUGCACCCGCCUACGCUAGGCCCUUCAUUAUUAAUGCUCAUCGCGACCGCUCGGAGUACGCCGCAUCUACACUUGUCCUCUCAGAGAUUGUGUCGCUGGCUGCGGACGGAAUGGAAACUGAGGGCUCGAGCGGAUGGUCUACUGGGUAGAGGAGAGUUGCGGAGAAUCGGGAAGCGGAAGGCGAAGAAGGCAAGGACGUUGGCGAGGAGAGGGUUGAUGGAGAAUGCGAUGGGAGGGGCGAUGGGAGGGAUGGGUGAGGAGGGGAAUAGCUCGGGAUGGGUUUGCGUCUAUGUUCCCGGUGUCAAGGCCGGGGAGUUGGAAGAUGUGACGAAUAUGGAGCCGGAGAACGACCUGACUGAGAUUGAACGGCACGAUGGGUUCGUGGGCUUCGAUGAGACCGAACAAGGAAGUACGGUGGUGGUGCAGGUCAUGACGGAGGCGAAGAGAGCGGAGCUGGAUCUGGAGGGUCUAUGGAGUGGAUGGAUGCACCGUGAGCAGAAGAGAUGGGCUAAGAUUGAUUUUCAAGCGGAGGAAAAGGCCAGAGAGAUAUCUGAAGUGGUCGCUGGGGAUUCGGAUCGAGGCUAUUUCAAACCAAUGGCUUGACGAGCUCAUGGAAUCGCCACACACGUUGCCAACCUCAAGGACCUCGCAGUCUACAAUGGACAAGCCGUUUGGGCUGAACUUUACGAAGCCAUAACCUCUCCCGGCUCCCGGAGGACACUGAUAUAUGUAUGUAUCUGAGUAUUGGGCAUUUAGGCUUCAACCACUUCGCUGCCUUAUCCACUGAAAUCAUCUGCUGGCAUGUGAAUUCCGAUACUUACCUAUCUAUGUAACUAAGAACUUCAUCAAAUGCAUCAUCGACUACGUCAGAGC